AUGGGAUAUGUAAGCCGUUUGCCAGAAAUGGAAGAUGGAAGAAAAGAGCAAAGACGACAACUACUGUUCCUUUCUGGUACUUGUUACUACCUCACUGUAGGAAUUAUUCUGGAGUAUGUACAAGGUGGUGAGCCAAAGACCAGAUCUAUAGAUCUACUUUAUCUUAGACCUGACACAGAUGCCAUAGCCUUAGUAGAAGAAAUUAGAAAAGGAGAACCUCUCAUCACAGCUUCAUGCAAGGAACACGUCAUACAUUUAGUACGAAGAUUGCAAGAGAAGCUAGAGGAAAAAGAGGAUCACAAGUUCUAUCUUUUUAAGGUACUUAGAGCACAUAUAUUGCCACUGACUAAUGUAGCAUUUAACAAAUCUGGUUCCCGCUUUAUCACUGGAAGCUAUGACAGAACCUGCAAAGUAUGGGAUACUGCAUCAGGAGAAGAGCUACAUACGUUGGAAGGACACAGAAAUGUUGUCUAUGCAAUAGCUUUCAAUAAUCCCUAUGGUGACAAGAUUGCCACUGGAUCGUUUGAUAAAACCUGCAGACUGUGGAGUACAGAAACCGGAAAAUGUUACCAUACUUUCAGAGGACAUAGUGCAGAAAUAGUGUGUUUAUCAUUUAAUCUUCAGAGCACAUUGGUGGCAACUGGCAGCAUGGAUACCACCGCCAAAUUAUGGGAUAUAGAGAAAGGAGAAGAAAUAGUCACUUUAAGUGGGCACUCAGCAGAAAUUGUUGCUUUGUCUUUCAACACCACUGGAGACAGGAUUAUCACUGGCUCCUUUGACCAUACAGUAGCAGUGUGGGAUGUUGGCACAGGCAGGAUGUUACAUACUUUAAUAGGUCACCGAGGAGAGAUUAGCAGUGCACAGUUCAACUGGGACUGUUCUCUCAUUGUCACUGGGUCAAUGGACAAAACAUGCAUGCUGUGGAAUGCUAUGACUGGGACACAUGUAGCAACUUUAACAGGUCACAGUGAUGAAAUAUUGGAUGUCUGCUUUGAUUAUGCUGGCCAGCGUAUUGCAACUGCCUCUGCUGAUGGAUCAGCAAGAGUCUAUAAUGCAGAAACAAAAAAGUGCAUUGCAAAGCUAGAAGGGCAUGGAGGUGAAAUUUCAAAGAUAUGUUUCAACCCUAAAGGCAAUCGCAUAUUAACAGCCAGCUCUGAUAAAACAGCUCGACUCUGGGAUGCUGCUACUGGACACUGCCUUCAGAUAUUAGAGGGUCACACUGAUGAGAUAUUUUCCUGCGCUUUCAAUUACAAAGGCGAUAUAAUAAUUACAGGGAGCAAGGAUAACACCUGUAGAAUAUGGCACUGA
Nipponia nippon (crested ibis) is the source of this 1308-nucleotide messenger RNA. NCBI's taxonomy places the organism in Eukaryota, Metazoa, Chordata, Aves, Pelecaniformes, Threskiornithidae. The record is from RefSeq and is a predicted model, not a curated record.